AUGGAUAUUGAAGAGUAUAAAAAACUUGCAAGAAAUAAAAUUGAGGCUGAUGCUUUGACUAAACAGGUGAGAGAUGUUAUAAAAGAAACAAAAUGGCAAAAACAAGAUAUGAGAGAGGGUUUUACAGAAACAUUUAAACCACUUAUUAAAUCUCAAGAGAGUGUUAAAAAAAGUAUUGAUGAGCAGCAAAACGCAACUAUAGCUCAACUUCAAGCUAAUCAACUUGCAUUAACAUCAGGAUUGGAAAAAAUUAACGAAACUAAUUUAAGAUUGGCUGAAAUGAGAGAAUUACCAGCUUUGGAAGGUGAUUAUGAAGAAACAAAAACAUCUAAAAAAAAAUCACCUACACUUUAUAACAUUGAAAAAAAUAUUGACGAUGUUGAUUUAGAAAUAUUAGAAAUGUUGGAAUAUCCAAGGCCAAAUGAUUUUUUUGAUACUAACCCUAAAAUACUCAGAGAAAUACUUGAUGAAGUAAAAAAUGAUGUAAAAAUGUUUACAGGAGAAAUAGCUGGUUUGAAUAGAAAAAACAUAAAACAGAAGAAGAUAAAGAAGAAAUAG
Messenger RNA from Porites evermanni, 558 nucleotides. Lineage: Eukaryota; Metazoa; Cnidaria; Anthozoa; Scleractinia; Poritidae. The record is from the annotation of a GenBank genome assembly.